GCUGUUGUUCAAACGCUUCUAUCCACUGGCCUGUUGACUGUUGGAGGUCUAAACCCCGCAGGAAUGAUUCAUGCAUGACAGGAUGGAUGCAUGAACUUUCCCUUCAAAACAGUUUUCACCGCCAAUCUAGCAAUCGUUAGCAAGAUGCAGGAUGAUUUUCUUGCCAACGUGUAGCGAAAGGUAAAUGUUUCUACAUUGCUGUCCUGCAUUGCUUCGUGUUUGUGGCGUGUAUUGCUGCUUUGCCCCCGAUCAGACUAUAAAACUGCCUGCUCUCCUCACCUUGUCGGUCACAACGGCAAACAUUGCGGCUAGACGCAGCUCGUAGGCUUUCUCUCCUGAACAUUACAUUUUCUUCUGCGCGUAAUUGCAACAGCAGUCAUCGAAGUAAAGUUUCAGCCUGUCCGCUCAAGUCAAGAUGUCGGGUUUCGGGAGUCAAGGCUUCGGCGGAUCGCGUCCACAACAGCCACGAUCCCACCACUCACACCGCGGGCAGCGACAAUACUCGGGAUAUGAAGAACACCAGCAACCGGCGCAUUCCCAGCAUCAGCAGAUGCAAGCACAAGCACAAGCGCAAGAAGCCAGAGUGCGCAAGAUGAUGCAGGACCUGCGCGAAACGCUGGACCUUGCCGUGCGCAAAUGCGAGGUGGCCGACCAGCUGGAAAUGGAAGAGCACCAUCCUGGCAUCAAACUGGCCAGCAAGAAGGCGCAACCCAUCCUAGAGAAGAGGCGCAGAGACGGAGCCAAUAUUCUAGAUGCUCGCAUCGCAGCGGCAGAGACCAUGUCCUCCUUGAAUGACUAUGUCAUCAUCUGCCGAUCCAAGAAGGCCGGCCUGAAAUGCCCCGAGAUUGAGAAGGAAGUGGAAUCGCUGAGCCAGAACUACCUCGGCUAUCUGCAGCGGUAUCGGGAGAAAAUGGUGAAGCUGGGCUUCGACCGAGACUACAAACCAGCAGGGAUGGCCAAAAUGCACCGUGAGAUGGCCCAGAUCCUGGGCAUCCCGGGCGAGUAUGGUCAAGACGACAAGCCGUUUGACUUGGAAGAGUAUUAUGAAGCUAGCGGAGUGCCCGACAAACCUCUCGGGAAGGAAGUAGUCGGCCUGGUGACUGAAGUGUUCAAGAAUGUCUCGUACGUAAAAGGUAGGGAAGGGAUGUACGAACGGAAUCCGGACAUGCAAGCGCCGCCAAUGCAAGACCUUGGAAGUGAUGAGGUUGGUCCAGCACAAAAAGAGGCGUAUCAGAGGUAUGUAGCCGAAAUGGAGAAGCCGAUGAGGGAUGCGAUGCAGAAAGCAGCUGAAGUGGAGCUAUUCCUGGAAGACAAGCUACGAGGAGAGUACGGCAUCUCUGCUGAUGCAGUGGUCGAGCACUAUAUCCGCGAGAAGAACUUGAAUGUUCCAGGCACACACGGCCAAUUGAAUAGCACAACCAUUGCGCCCAAGGUGAAGGAGCUUGUCAGGUUGCAAAGACAAAUUGAGCGUCUCCAGCAAGCGCUGCAAGAGAAGAUGAUGGUUCAGCGCCUCCUGUACGAAGGAAAAAUGCCGGAGCAAUCUACGCGGCCCCUUGGCCAACCCCACAGGAGUGACAUAGUAGCGGCAGCAGCAGCACACGCUGGUCAUGACACUGAACCAAUGGAUAUUGCCGGGUCACUCAAGUCGAAAGUCACGCAAUUCUUUCCAAGCCUUUCCUUUAGGUAGAUGCACCAGUCUUUUUCCCCGUGUGUUUGUCCGCCCGCCUACCUGAUGACAUGGAUCAACUGCUAUAUCUCCAACUGAGCAUUCGCUGCUGACUGCGCCAGAUACAUAUACAUGUACAUAAUUCUCCCUUCUUCUGGCUCUCUCAUUGCUCUUCCUCCAUCUAUCUCCAGUGUGAAUUUGCCUGGCAAGUAGUUCAUAUUCAACUUACAUUUCGCUCAACGGACCCUUUCUUAGCUCACCGGUACAAGUUCCAAUGCACUUUUCUUCUUUCAUCUUUUGAAAGCCUUUCUAGUUCCCAGGCACAAUGCGGCGACAUACCAGCUAUAUGUGCAUGGUGGAAUGGGUAGCAUGCAGCGCAUUAACUUCUCAGUAUGCUCCAUCUUCGGGCAGUACUGUUUUUGUCCUUGGUGAAACUCAUCUGUACAGAGCACAGACAUGAUCUCUUCUUGUCGGUUCGAUGUUAUAAAUUUUUCAAUUCUCCUAUUUUUUUUCAGGCAUUACCUGGGAUUCGAACUCGCACUAUCGCCUUACAUGUAUUCCCCCAUACACUUCGCAUUCAUACUCAUUCUUCCAAGUUGCUUCACGUUAUGAUCUUGCGUUUGAAAACCCUAUUUGAAUAUUGCGGCCAGCUGUAUGUGGCCAGCUGUG
Molecule: messenger RNA, 2335 nt
Organism: Sycon ciliatum
Lineage: Eukaryota; Metazoa; Porifera; Calcarea; Leucosolenida; Sycettidae
Exons: 8
Coding region: 416-1687 (423 amino acids)
Source: RefSeq, a predicted model, not a curated record